Molecule: messenger RNA, 3090 nt
Organism: Klebsormidium nitens
Lineage: Eukaryota; Viridiplantae; Streptophyta; Klebsormidiophyceae; Klebsormidiales; Klebsormidiaceae
Source: the annotation of a GenBank genome assembly
AUGCCAACGAUCUUAGCACUAAGCUUGGCAUUCAAUGGACACCUGCUGGAGCAGCAGCAGCAGCAUGCUGUGGCAACACCAGCUGCUGAAGUGUCACCUGCUGAGUUUAUUGCAAGACUGACCAGUCAAGAGGAGCAUCAGCAGCAGAUAAGUGGCUUAAGGGAGCACAAUCUGAAUGGCGGAAAGCGGGCCGAUGGGAGUGCACAGUCCGAAGCAGGGACUGUGCAUGAAGGAGUGCAGGAAGAGAAGGCCUGUGACAGUGGCUCUCGAGACCCCCAGGAUGAUCCGCAGAAUGAAUGGAGGGACUGGGAUGGGGAUGACGAGAACGAGAGUGAGGAGCUUAGUGAUCAGCAGGGGCCUCAAAGAGACGCAGUAGAAGAAGAGGAUUUUCAAGAUCUAAGUUCGGAUGAUGAGCUCUCCGAGACUCAAUCAGCAGAUGAAGAAAAUGAAAUCAGUAGAGAGAGUCUGGAAGUCAAAAUGGAAGAGUUGCUGCGAUUGAUGAACGUUAGCGAUCAAGAAUGUGAGGAAGAAGACAUGGAUCAUGAUGCUGAGGGUGUGAGUGCAUCUCUGGGAAACGAUGCAAGCUCAGCGCAGCAUCUGUGGCGCAACCGGCGCUUUCAACCGCUCUUUUCCGGCUCUUCCAGCACUGUCCUGGCAGCUGCCAUGGAAGCGCUACAGGAAAAGAGAAGUGGGGGAAUCGGCAACAACACUUUCGACCGCCAGUGCAAGCGCAUUGCCAGACUUCUGCCACAACCGAACUUGUACCCGCCGUCGUUGUAUGCCAUGAAGCAGGUGGUGGGGGCUGAGGACCUGAGCCCCUAUGUCGUACACUGUUGCGUCAACGACUGCGUUCGAUUUGAACGCUUCCCGGAGAAAGAAUGGCGCUUACACAAGGACGAAUUGUGUCCAGCUUGCGACGAGAGGCGCUUUGAAGAGUACCGCACGCAAAAGGGGCCGCGCCUCCGGCCGCGCAACUAUUGCAUCGACUUCGGCUUCGAGAAGUCAAUAAAGGAGCUCUGGGCUGACCCGGAAUUCUGCAAAGCCAGAAAUGAAGACGGGACGAGAGAUCCGUUCGGCGACGACUUUUGGGGGGGACGGUACGCUGCGGAAAUAGACGCGAAAGUGGGGGGGGGGCUGUUUCGUAGGGAGAACGGAGGUUAUGAAAUAGGUUUUGAUUUUGCAAAGCCCUACAAGGGUCUGCAAUUUAGCAUGGGCUUCGUGUUCCUCAGGUCUCUCGACCUCUCUAGUACGCGGCGCAGCGAGAAGCGCUUCCGACAAGUGCUGAUCAUUAUCCGAGGGCCCAAGGAGCCGACGUGGAUAGCGCCCUACUUUGAGGGGGUGCUGGGAGAGGCGGCCAAAGGAGGGACGCAAGGUUUCGAGAUCACUGUCGACAGCUCCACCAAGCAAACGACCCGCCACCGGACAUACGUCUGCCUCAUCAGCACGGACACGCUCGCGCGGAACGCUCUCCAGGAGUUCGUCGCGGCGACCGCAUACCUGGGGUGCGGUUACUGCUGGUUCGAGGGGAGCAAGUACGAGGGACCCAAGCAGGGGGUAUACUUCGCCGGUUAUGCCAAACCAGCUCCGCAACACAUCCGGGGGGGGGGUAAAGGGCUACUCGCGGGGCAGGCGCCGCGGAGGACGCACGAGCAGCACUUAAGGCACGGGGAGGCGGUAGAAAAUGAGGAGGAAAGUGAAGAGGAGACGGGGUAUAAAGGGGUUUGUUGCGUGGCAAAAUUCCUCCCGUACUUCGACGUCACGAAGGGCUUCCUGCUGCCUAUCGCCCACGGAUGCCUACUCGGAAACGUGAAAGACUUUCUGAACGUGGUCAUGGCGGACUACAAAUUGGAGGCGGACCGGCCGGAGCACGUGAUGACGAAAGCAAACCGGCGGAAGGUCGUGGAACGGCAGGGGGAAAUCCGGUGGACGCAUGAGCACGGGAGCCCUGGCAAGUGCGUCGUGAAGCACAGGGGCUCAAUGACGAUGUCGGAGCUGCUCCAGUUUGUCGAAACCAGCUCGGUGUACGUCAUGCGGGGCUGCCUCACCCCGGAGCUCGACAAGGCCUGGCGUCAUCUGCGAGCGGUGGUGCUGCACUACUGCAGGAUCACGGACGACGGGAUGGACAUGGAGCAGAGGGUGAAAGCGAAGCAAAACGCGCUCGCGUACGCCAAAAUUGUCGAGCAGGAGAUCGGACCGCACAUGUGCAAGCUCAACUUGCACAUGAUCGUGAACCACGCUUUUGAUCAAGAAACAGCAACCGGGGCCACCGCCAAGAGCCUGGAGUGGUGGGUGGAGCAGGGCGUGCAAGAAAUGAAGCAGACGGUCGCCAACAUGGGGCUGACGUGGCAGCCCGCCAAGGUCAUCGGGAACGACGUACUGCUGAAGAAGGCGCUGAUCAACUGCGCCAUCGAAGUCCCCGAGUACGCCCCUCUCGUCGGGCUGUCCGAAGUUCCGGAGCCGGAGCAAUUCAAGGGGCCGACAGACGAGCUUCAAGAUGGGGUGCAGUUCCUGCACGUGGGCCGGAAAGUGCGGCUGGGGCAGCUCGGGGACGACGCUCUGGCGGACCUCGGCAGUUUUGCGGAGAGUGCGGAGUUCACCACCGACCAGACGCGUUGGUCGGUGCACGAGUUCCGGGCCGCUCAGGUGCGGGGGGAGGGGUUCCAGGCGCGCGAGCACUACGCGACCAAGGUGCGGCACUCCUUCAACGUCCAAGUCCGCGUCGCGUUGAAGCAAGGCAGGCAAGCGAAGCUUGCGUACGCGACUGUCCUCCGAUUUUUUCGGGUGUUAGACGGAGUGACCGGGGACCAGCUGCGGGUAGUGCAACUAGACGUUUUCGGACAGGCGAAGACGGAGAAGGGGCUAGAUGUGAUCGACGCCAGCCAGCCCAUCAUGUCCGGAAAGUUCUUUGACGUCAGCUGCCUGAUCACGAAGUUCGUGUUCGUGAAGGAGAAGGGCAACGAGAAACGGACGUUUGUGCUUCCCUGUCGUUCGCGGGGACUCUGACCGGCGCGGCCGCCGUGGUUGAGACAAGUUGGAUUGAGCUUAGACGAAAGAGCGAGCGUAAGAUUCAAGAAUGUAUCUGGCGUGGUG